Heterobilharzia americana is the source of this 1553-nucleotide messenger RNA. The record is from the annotation of a GenBank genome assembly. NCBI's taxonomy places the organism in Eukaryota, Metazoa, Platyhelminthes, Trematoda, Strigeidida, Schistosomatidae.
GUUUGCGUUGCAUUUUGGUGGUUGGUUAUAAAUUCGUGGUGUCGUCGAUCUUGUGUCUAACCGGUUAAGCUAGAUAAGCUACUGAAUGAAAAUAGUUUUAGAUACCCGAAAUGUUUAGAAUUUCAUCUAAGCUUCAGUGGAUUGGUAGACAUCUAAGUUAUAUUGUCGAUGAAAAGUCUAUUCAUUCAGUAGUUUGUGCUAUAUCAGGUGGUGUAGACAGUGCUGUAUCUGCUUAUUUAUUAAAAAAGAAGGGAUUUCAAGUUAAAGGUGUAUUCAUGACUAAUUGGGAUUCAUUAGAUGAGAAAACUGAUUGUUCUAUAAAUCAAGAUCGUUAUGAUGCACAAUAUGUGUGUGAAUAUUUAGGAAUACCAUUUUUUGAGAGAAAUUUUGUUAAAGAAUAUUGGAAUUAUGUUUUCUUACCACUUAUUAAAGCUUAUGAACAAGGAGCAACUCCAAAUCCAGAUAUACUGUGUAAUAGAUUCGUUAAAUUCAAUAUGUUGACAAGAGCUGUACUAAAACACUAUGGCAGUGAUGAUGAUGACCAAUUAUCUUCAAAUAUCAAAGCAGAUGCAAUUGCUACAGGUCAUUAUUGUAGAAAUUCUUUCGGUGCUUAUUUACAAUAUCGAAAAGAAAAUGCUGAAGCUAAAUUAUUACGAUCUGUUGAUCCAGUGAAAGACCAAACAUUUUGGUUAUCAACUAUUUCUCAUAAAGAACUUCAACAUUGUAUGUUUGCUGUUGGAGAAUUAUCUAAACCACAAGUGAAGCAAAUCGCUCAAGAUAUUGGCCUUACACGUAUUUUAUCCAGGCGUGAAAGUAUGGGUAUGUGCUUUAUUGGGAAAAGACGGUUUUCUCAUUUUAUCGAUAAUUACCUGGAGCCAAGGUAUGGAGUGUUUAAAGAUCUUGAGACGGAUGUAAUCGUGGGUGAACACACAGGUAUACAUCAUUUUACUCUUGGUCAAAGGGCUCCUAUCAAACGAUUCACUGGACCAUAUUAUGUCGCUCGAAUGGACUAUCGAAAUCAAGUGAUAUAUGUGGCUCGAGAUGCAAGUCAUCCAAGCUUAUUUAUGCGCAAGUGUUGGUGUGGUCCAGCAGUAUGGAUUAACUCUGAACCAUUCUCUUGUAUUAACUCAAAAAUUAUUCAUUUUCAAUGGCAAAAUAAAUGGCGUCCAAUUAAUUGUAUCUUAACACCAUUCAAUGAUAUACCUACAGCAGCAGAUUAUAUUAAAAAGAAUAUACAACGAGGUUAUUUUUCAUCAGACAAUGCUGAAUUAGUCAAUACCAUUGAUGCAUCGAUUGAAGGUAAUAACAGAAAAGUUGGACCAUGUCUUAGUAUUGAAUUGGAAGAGCCAUUGCGUUGUAUUUCACCAGGACAAUGGUGUGCAUUAUAUGAUGGAGAUAUUUGUUUAGGUGCAGCAAUGAUAUGUGGUUCAAUUAGUUUAUGGGAAGAAGGACAAAAUGCAUUUUAUAAAUGGAAUAAUAGUGAUUAUGAAUUAACAUAUAGUUAAAUUGUAUUGAUUUGUAUUAUGAAAUUUGUAUAUAAAUCUGAUCAUUCA